Messenger RNA from Gambusia affinis (western mosquitofish), 3317 nucleotides. RefSeq names its product lipase maturation factor 1 (gene lmf1). The record is from RefSeq and is a predicted model, not a curated record. Gene Ontology annotation, biological process: protein maturation. Gene Ontology annotation, cellular component: endoplasmic reticulum membrane. The coding region runs from base 21 to 1754 and encodes 577 amino acids. The transcript is spliced from 11 exons. NCBI's taxonomy places the organism in Eukaryota, Metazoa, Chordata, Actinopteri, Cyprinodontiformes, Poeciliidae.
UGACGGAGAGCUCCGUAAACAUGGCGGCCAAUGCUGCAGCUGCAGAGAGCUCCGUGAGGAAGAGGCGCGUGGACAGCAGGAGGACGGAGACGGAGAGAGUCCCUGGCGGCUCUUCAGACGGAACUGCCACCAAUGGAAACUCGGAGAAAAAGAAGCAGUUCGUGUCCCUACAACCCGGAACUUACUGGCUCACUCGUAUUGUGCUGCUGCGCUCAGUCUCUUUCAUUUACUUUGUGGCCUUCAUGGUUGCCUACAACCAGAACAAGCAGCUGAUUGGAGAGAACGGGCUAAUGCCUUGCAAGAACUAUCUGAACAGCGUCAAGCGCUACGUCGGAGGAAAGAUCGGCAUGUCGGCCCUGGCAUACACACCUUCCGUCCUCUGGUUCUUAGACUGGACCAGCAUGGACGCCAACCUUGACUGCAUUGCCUUGCUUGGGAUGGCGUUGUCAGGGUUCGUCCUGGUGACAGGGAUGGCCAAUAUGGUGAUCAUGGUGACUCUGUGGGUGCUUUACCACUCUUUGGUCAACGUGGGACAGCUGUGGUACUCCUUUGGUUGGGAGAGCCAGCUGUUGGAGACGGGCUUCCUGGCUGUCUUCCUGUGUCCGGCGUGGACUCUGUCCCAGGUUCCCAGCAGCUGUCCCCCCUCCCUCGUCUGCAUCUGGACCUUCAGGUGGCUCAUUGUUCGCAUCAUGCUGGGAGCUGGCCUCAUUAAAAUCCGAGGAGACCAGUGCUGGAGAGACCUGACCUGCAUGGACUACCACUAUGAGACCCAGCCAGUGCCAAACCCCAUGUCCUAUUACAUGCACCGCUCUCCGUGGUGGUUCCACCGCUUCGAGACUCUGUCCAACCACUUCAUUGAGCUCAUUGCUCCCUUCUUCACCUUCCUGGGCCGGCGGCUGUGCAUGGUGAACGGAGCCAUCCAGAUUCUCUUUCAGGUGGUCUUGAUCAUCAGCGGCAACCUGAGUUUCCUCAACUGGCUGACCAUUGUUCCUAGUUUGGCCUGCUUCGACGACGCAUCUCUAAGCUUUCUGUUUCGCUGCGGCUCCAGAGCUAAGGAAGCAGCGCUGGAGAUCCAGAACAAGGAGGUGACCGGACAAGCCCCCAAACCCACAAAAGGCAUGUUGAUACGGCGGGUGGUGAACAUUUCUUUGGGUGUUCUCAUUGGCGUCCUGAGUGUGCCAGUGGUGAUGAACCUGUUGAGUCCGCGGCAGGUGAUGAACACUUCCUUUGACCCGUUGCGCAUCGUCAACACCUACGGGGCUUUUGGAAGCAUAACCAAAGAACGGACUGAGGUGAUCUUCCAGGGAACUCUGAGCCCAGACCCCAAAGACCCUGAGGCGGUUUGGGAGGAGUACCAGUUCAGGUGUAAGCCAGGAGACGUGUACCGACGGCCCUGCCUCAUUUCGCCCUACCACUACCGGCUGGACUGGCUCAUGUGGUUCGCUGCCUUCCAGACUUACGAGCAGAGCGAGUGGGUCAUCCACGUAGCAGGACGCCUGCUGGCCAACGACAGCACUGUCCUCUCACUGCUCGACCACAACCCCUUCCAGGGCAGAGACCCCCCCAGAUGGGUUCGGGGAGAACACUUCAGGUAUAAAUUCUCUCAGCCGGGCAGCACCAGCGCAGCACAGGGCAAAUGGUGGCUGAGAAAACGCAUCGGACCCUACUUCCCUGCUGUAGACCUGGAAGGACUCAGAGGCUACUUCCAGUCCAGGAACUGGCCUCACCCACACAUCCCACCAAGCAGGAGCUGAAGUCAUUUCAAAGCAGUUUGGAGCCAAGGUUACACUCUAUGCAGAUGACAUCAAGUUUCUCAAGAACUGCUUGAUAAAACGUCUCAUUAUUCAGAACACCAGUACAACCAUUCCCAAUCAAUGUGAAGGUUUUGAAGCUGUCAGUUUUGAACGAUUAAGCUCUAAAAACAUGCUGAGGACACCUGAAAGUAAACGUACUAACCAGAUGAAAAUGUAAAAAAAUGAAAAUUGCCACCAUGACAGCUGUCAACUUGUAUAAUUUUCUCACCAAGUCUCUGUGGCUUCCUGUGUGUGUCUGUGUGUGUUUUUCAAAACUAGCUUUAGCUUGGCUGGAUUUUGAGAGCCGAGUCACGUUAGCAUGCUAUCUGGGGCUGGAAUACAGUGUCCAAACAAGCUCACUUUCACUGGAGCACAUGUGUAAAUAUAAAAAAAAACAACAAAAAAACAAAACACUAAGGAGGUCUUCUUUGUCAAGACAUUGUCGAAUCUAAAUAUUUUUCUUUAAAAAAUCUCUAUCAGGGGUGCUGUGGUGGCGCAGGGGCAAUGCAUGACCCACAUAUUGAGGCCUUAUUUGUCGUGCCGGUGGUCGCAGGUUCGAUUCCCAGCCUGGCAAUAUUUGCCGCAUGUCUUCACUCUCUAUCAUUACCCACUUUCCUGUCAGACUACUUUAAAAUAAAGGCCUCUAGAGCCAACAAAAUAUUUUAAAUUAAAAAAAUCUCAAAUUCACAGGAGAAAUACUUGGUAGACUGAAAAACCUAUUUUGAAUACAUUUGGACUAAACAGUGUUUAAAGAAGGCAAAUGGGCAAAAUUAUUUUCUCUGAUGAAUCAGAGAAGAUUAACUUUUUCUUCUUCUCAAGCACUUCCAAAGAGUGAGAUCUAAAUGCAUACCAAAAGUAUUUUCCAGCAUGGUGGAGCACAUGCUCCAAAUGUGAAAACUAUGUUUCCAAGAGCCUUCCCAGAUCAUAACAAUUCUGAAAAUGUGUUGUCAGUAGCAGGUUAACCAAAAGUAUCCAACAAACCUGAUCAACUCUGAGCUCUGAUGACAAGAAUAAGUCCUUAUAAGUCAAUAGUUGGUCCAGAACCUGCAGCAGGGAAAACAUGAGUUUUAAAGAAGAAACAUAAGCACUGUAAGUGUUAAUUAUUUGCAUACAUUUUAAUAAUUUACACAUGAAAUCCUUAAAACGUUUGAUAAGUUUGAAUCAUCCACCAUUAAUCCACAGAGACAUGGAGAAGAAACUUAAAAGCCACAGAACAGACAGCGCAAUACCAAAGAAAGACCUGUAGAUGGUGCUGUUACUCCAAACAACCCGUCUUAUCUGACCCCAGCUGAACCUCUACAAAUAAAAAUAUGUGGUUAGAAUAUUUUUCAGGAACAGCUCAAGUACAACCAUGGGUGUCAUAAAAUGGAAGAUGUUGGACAACCAAUUUUGGACUUCUUAAUCUGGAUGAGAAAAAGAACGAGAUGGGUGUGAAUGCAGCUGUAAAGCACGGUUGGGGAGCUUCAUGCUGAGGAAUUGUUUCACUGGGACUUAAUUACAAAAAAUAAAAGUAUUAACAGUGGA